This is a messenger RNA of Desarmillaria tabescens, 822 nucleotides long. RefSeq lists its product as uncharacterized. The coding region runs from base 1 to 822 and encodes 273 amino acids. NCBI's taxonomy places the organism in Eukaryota, Fungi, Basidiomycota, Agaricomycetes, Agaricales, Physalacriaceae. The record is from RefSeq and is a predicted model, not a curated record. The transcript has 5 exons.
AUGACUAGCAAGGUGCCAUCUAGCACUGAGCAGCUGCGUUCUCUACUUCGUAUCAUUCCACAUUAUGCCCUGGAGGAGUAUCGUCAUUUCAUAAGAGAACAUGCUCUGGAACCAGCACUGGUAGCACUUCUCCCGGAUAUCUACAGCAUCAACAAUGCGAUAAACUGGGCUUCUCUUCAAGACCUAGCAACAUGGUAUGGUCACUUUGCACAACGACAAGCAGUCCAGAAACUCUCGCAAGCAGAAGCAGAAGUCACAUUGAGCUUGCCUGCUUCCAUCAGCCAAAGUAUAAGAAUUAACGCAUCAAGCCAGCCGAAUCAAGUCAGUUCUGGUCAUAUACAAGCUCAGACUAGUACUUCUGUGACUCCCAGCAAGGCAUGCAGUCAACGACCACACAAGAAAGCACGAAAUAAUGACAAACCGAUCAAUGAUAGUGUUUCAAAGAGCGACACAGCAUCACAGGGUCAGAAGAUAUCGAUAACAAGAGAGAAGUCAUCAGCUGUCGAUAAAAUCAUCGAUAUUGACUCUGUUCCUCCGACGUUUGAUGUUCCCAGUCAUGGAACAUGUGCCUAUCAUAUCAAUCUCCAGAAUUUCGAAGGACAAUGGCCUUUGGAUGUGAAUGGAAAGCCCAAGUCCAUGGCUGCAUUUAUCAAGGGAGAAGAUCAAGAUAGCUGGGGCAGAGGGUCAGCCGGUUCUCUCAAGGAUGGCCCCAAAGUUGUUUCACUGGGCGGUCGCAUAUCCAGAGAUUUGAUUGAGGGUAUUGAACACUAUGAUGCCCAGUCCUCCCAGGAGUUUGCACAACAGUGGUUUGAUGCAGAAUGA